Molecule: messenger RNA, 1827 nt
Organism: Mytilus trossulus (common blue mussel)
Lineage: Eukaryota; Metazoa; Mollusca; Bivalvia; Mytilida; Mytilidae
Product: transcription factor glial cells missing-like
Exons: 6
Coding region: 121-1767 (548 amino acids)
Biological process (GO): gliogenesis; regulation of transcription by RNA polymerase II
Cellular component (GO): nucleus
Molecular function (GO): RNA polymerase II cis-regulatory region sequence-specific DNA binding; DNA-binding transcription activator activity, RNA polymerase II-specific
Source: RefSeq, a predicted model, not a curated record
UGAUUGGCUAAUUUAUUCUUGGGUGUUUUAUAAGAUUUUGAGAUCGUCACCAGCAUCACUUUAUUUUAUCGAAUAUUUGUUCAAUGACUGGAAAAUUGCUAUAAUUCUCCAAGGGUUGAAAUGACAUUAACAGAAGAGCCAACUUUCCUACCUUCAAUUAAAUCUCGCGAGGAACAAAAACAUAAAUGGGACAUCAAUGAUAAUGCCUUACCACUUGUUGAAACUUUUGAUAUGUUUACUGAAUGGCCAGCAGAAAACUGUCGAUACGUCUACAAUGUCGAAGUGGAAGAUGCACGACGUCACGUGAGUGGCUGGGCAAUGCGCAAUACCAACAAUCACAAUGCGCACAUCCUAAAGAAAUCUUGUCUGGGAGUUUAUGUUUGUAGUCAUGACUGUACAUUGGAAAAUGGAGCCAAAAUUAAUCUGCGUCCCGCUAUAUGUGACAAAGCAAGAAGAAAACAAAUAGGAAAACCUUGUCCAAAUGUAAACUGUAAAGGUCGGCUAGAGUUACUGUCAUGCAAAGGUCACUGUGGAUACCCAGUCACACACUUUUGGAGACACGUCCAUGGGGCAAUCUAUUUUCAAGCAAAGGGUGUUCAUGAUCAUCCUCAACCGGAAGUUAAAGCUUCAUCGCUCUCUAGGCGACACCAAAAAAUGACGAGACAGCAACACAAAGUCAUGAUUACAAAUCUUUUAAAUGAGAGAAGAAACAGAAAAUUACCAUCAGAAAGACAUAAGAAAACGAUACCCUAUUCCGAAUGUGUAUGUUCUUGUCCUCCAUUUGAAUGUACGUGCAAGUCUGUCGGGUAUACCUAUAAUCCCGCUACAGUCCCCAGACGACCGAACCCAUGGACACCACAAAUAUAUGAGGCAGCACAAUCACCUUGGCAGCGAUCGUCAUCUGUUGGUUCUGCAGAAGGCCAAGCCGCCUUUUUUAACGACAGCUUUAGCAAUGUGGAUCAUUUAACCUGUUCAGACCAGAUUCACAAUGUUGGCAUUCAUCCUCAGUUUAACAACCAAAAGUAUCCUUGUGAUAGUGUUUCAAACAUGUUUCCAAAAAUGAACAUCAUUUUCCAACAAAACAAUUUUGGAAACUCUCCCUCAACAGACGACGCUUACCGAAACUCAUCUCCAAAUUUACGAGUUUACAAAGUUCAUGACUGUGCCCCUGAUGAAAGAUCAGUUUAUCCAAAUUAUUUUGGAGAUGAGCAGCAUAAAACAGAAAAUUCAAUGAAAAUUAAAUCCGAAUUGCGUGAUAGUUGUGUAGAUAUGGACACAAAAGAUAACUUUUCAAGUAUUUUGAAUUCAUCGACGGACGAUUUUUGUGGUGAUGACAUUUUAAAUGGUCUUGAUUACAGUGGUAGUUAUGGUGACAUACUAGACCCUGAUUUGUUUCAGUCUUUAAUUCCUCGAUGUAUGUCCGAUUCAGCUACAUAUCCAAUGAACACUUCUCCACAAAUAACAACACCACAGUAUGCAGAGUUAAAACCAAUUAGGUCAAGACAGAGACAAGGGUCGUUCACAAAUAUUAACCAACCUCAAUUAAAAUCAUCAGAUAUUGGUUGUAAAAGGAGAAACGAAGAUCCAUCUCCCAUUACACUAGAUGGUAUUCAGAUGCCAACUAGUUUUUAUAGAUCUAUAGAUCCUCCAAAACAAUGUGAAGGCUCACAAAUGCGACACCACGGCGAGGUGUGUUCCUGUAACUGUGCUCUAAAACAAUACUGUAACUGUAACCAUAGUAUUAAUAUUACAUUUACUUAUAAAUGAUUGUUUGUUUCAUUGUUUUGCGUUAAUUACAGUGCCUUAUAUUAAAUAAAUAAAUUAUAU